Molecule: messenger RNA, 2493 nt
Organism: Colletotrichum navitas
Lineage: Eukaryota; Fungi; Ascomycota; Sordariomycetes; Glomerellales; Glomerellaceae
Product: transmembrane amino acid transporter
Exons: 4
Coding region: 328-2067 (579 amino acids)
Biological process (GO): amino acid transmembrane transport
Molecular function (GO): L-amino acid transmembrane transporter activity
Source: RefSeq, a predicted model, not a curated record
CACGACUAGACGGGCUGUUAUCAGCCAAUUCACUAUCAACUCACAAGAGUUCCGAUUAGCAGAAACUCGCCAUGUUACUCUGGCCUCCCCCCUCCCUCCCUCGAACGAGAUUAAUGCUUUCUAGGUCUGUUGUCUGAAUGACACGCUGUGCCUGAAAUCGUCCCGAAUCUGAGACACACUCGCAAACACGCACUCGCACUGACUCUGCCGCGCCGGCAUCCACGGGAGCCAAGGACAGACGCAAUAAACAGGAAAAAAACAGGAGCAGUGGCUUUAGAAUCCCGGCCGGAUAUCCCAUCUUCAUACGAAAACGGACAGCGCAUCGACAUGAAAGAGGCGGCAGUGAACCUCCACGACCCGAACGUCACGUUCGAGGAGUAUCUCUACUGGGCCAGUGUCACACGCGCCGAGGAGAGCCUGGAAAACGAGCGGUUCUUGCAGGCCCAGGGCCCUUUGACGUUGAAGAGGGUGAUCAAGGACCGGUUCAGGAAGGGCGAUGAGCACGAGGUGUUCCAGAGCGGGGGCGGGGACGCGGGCGCGGGCGCGGGCGAUGGUGAGAAGACCGACCGUGAUAGCGACAAGGCUAUGCAACCCGCGGCGGAGGGCGACGGCGGCGCAGUCACGCCCGAGGAGUGGAAGAGGGCCAGCCGGGCGAUGAGGACUGCGGGGUGGGGGGCGAUAUUCUACCUCAUUACGACGGAUAUCCUGGGUCCGUUUUCGACACCAUGGGCCUUUGCGCAGAUGGGCUACGGGCCCGGCAUCGCGCUGUUCACCGUCUUCGGCGUCAUGUCAUACUACUCCGGCUGGCUCCUCUACAGGUCCUUCCUAGGGCUCGAUUCGGACCGAUACCCGCUGAAGGGCUACGGCGACUUGUACUUCCGCGUCUUCGGGGCCGGCGCGCGGCACGCCGUCAACUUCGCCCAGGCCCUGCAGCUCCUGCUGUUCGUCGGCGUGCUGAUCCUCGCCAACGGGCAAUCCAUCUCGCAGAUCUCCAAGGGCCCCGACGGCGGCGCGGGCAUCUGCUUCGUCGCGUGUCUGGUCAUCUUUGUGGCGGCGGGGUUCGUGCUGGGGCAGGUGAGGACGUUGCAGCGGUUCUCGUGGGCUGCCAACGUGGCCGUCUGGUUCAAUUUGUUGGUCAUCUUCAUUUGCAUGGGCGUCGUGGCGCACUCCCCGCCAAACUUCGCCGCGACACAGGCCUCCUUCGGAGACGCCUUCGGCCCCGGGCCCGUGGUGACCUACGCCGGCACUCCACCUCCCGGCAGAGCCUCGGGCGGCUCCGGGUUCCUGGGGUCGAUGAACGGGCUCAACCAGGCCGUGUACUCGUACGGCGGGUGUCUCAUCUUCGCGGCCUUCAUGGCGGAGAUGCGGCACCCGAUGGACUUCUGGAAGGCUCUGCUGUGCGGCGAGGUCUUCAUCUACCUGUGUUACCUCAUCUUCGGCCUGUACGUUUACUCGUACCAGGGCCAGUACGCCUUCAACCCCGUCACGCAGGGCCUGUCGCCGUACUGGUGGCAGACAGCGACCAACAUCCUGGGGCUGGUGACAGGGUUGAUCGCGGCCGGGCUGUACGGCAACAUCGGGAUGAAGGUGCUCUACGUCGAGCUGCUGCAGGAAGUCUUCGGGGCCCCGCCGCUGACGGAGACAGCGGGCAAGGUGCUGUGGGCGGUCGUGAUCCCGGUCUACUGGGCGCUCGCCUUCGUCGUGGGCGCCGCCGUGCCGCAGUUCUCGCUCAUAUCGGGCUUUAUCGGCGCGCUGUUCAUCCUGAGCUUUACCUAUACGCUGCCGGCGCUCCUGGGGCUCGGGUUUUGGAUCAGGAGGGACGCGAUGGUGCCCGAGGAGGAGACGUUCGACCCCGCGACGGGGCGGUACGUGUACGUCGACGGCGGGUUCCGGCGGUACUGGAGGGGGUUCAUGAAGAGGCCCGUGUUCAACACGUGGAACGCGGUCUACAUGCUAGGCGGUCUGGUGACGACGGGGCUGGGCAUGUAUUCGUCCAUCGAGGGGCUGAUUGAGGCGUUCAACGGCAAGUCUCAGGCUACGAGCUUCGGGUGUAGUAGUCCGGUCUAAGUUAUUUCGCAUGAGACAUGCAAGCAAGUAUGGUCGACUUGGUGGCAAUUUUUCAUUAUCUUAUCUCUUACUGUGGUCUUGCUCAUUCGUCUUAAUUUAGUAUCAUCAGUUGCGAGCCUGUUGUACUUUUCGGUCCCUCUUCUUAAUGUGAUAGCGAUGCCCGAAUGUCCCUUAAGCUCGGGCAAAUCUUCUGCAUGUUGCGCAGAAUAUUACGCCCGGCUUUCUAUCGUCAUUCUCAUCUGAGCUUCCACGGGUUGGCAAGUAGAGCCUCCCUUGGUACAACUGUCGGGAUGUCGGGCGCAACGCCGUGGCUUACAGCUUACAGCAAAAAGAGUGUAGCGUAUCUGAAAACGCUCGGCUGGCAACGGUUUCCGACUUGAACUGGGAUCCGACCCCACCGAUCAUCGCAUCAAGCGGAGCUUAGCU